Messenger RNA from Closterium sp. NIES-65, 1878 nucleotides. Lineage: Eukaryota; Viridiplantae; Streptophyta; Zygnematophyceae; Desmidiales; Closteriaceae. The record is from the annotation of a GenBank genome assembly.
AUGCCUUUCAGCCCAGCAAAACCUCCCUCUCUCGCCACUCCGCUUCCCGUUCCGCACUAUGACGCCAUUUCACCCGUCAUUCCUCCCUCUUCCGCCAUCUCCCCCUCCCAUUCCGCCCUCUAUCGCCUUUCCGCCCGUCAUUCCGCCCUCUAUCGCCUUUCCGCCCGUCAUUCCGCCCUCUAUCGCCUUUCCGCCCGUCAUUCCGCCCUCUAUCGCCUUUCGCCCGUCAUUCCGCCCUCUAUCGCCUUUCCGCCCGUCAUUCCGCCCUCUAUCGCCUUUCCGCCCGUCAUUCCGCCCUCUAUCGCCUUUCCGCCCGUCAUUCCGCCCUCUAUCGCCUUUCCGCCCGUCAUUCCGCCCUCUAUCGCCUUUCCGCCCGUCAUUCCGCCCUCUAUCGCCUUUCCGCCCGUCAUUCCGCCCUCUAUCGCCUUUCCGCCCGUCAUUCCGCCCUCUAUCGCCUUUCCGCCUGUCAUUCCGCCCUCUAUCGCCUUUCCGCCCGUCAUUCCGAGUUCACACUGCACAUCCCUUCUCCCAUGCCGCCCUUCAUCCACUCCUUCCGCACAUCCCUACUAUAAUCCGCCAUUCAUCAUCUCAUUUCGCCGUUCAUCUACUGGUUCUAGCCGUUCAAGCAGGGCGCACGAGGGCGCGGGCAGCAGCAGAGCGCACGAGGGCGCAGGCAGACCAGAGCGCACAAAGGCGCAGACAGCAGCAGAGCGGCAACGAGCAGCACAGGCACGGGCAGCAACGGGCGGCAACGGGCGGCACAGGCACGGGCAGCAACAGGCAGCAACAGGCAGCACAGGCUCGGGCAGCAACGGGCGGCAACAGGCAGCACAGGCACGGGCAGCAACAGGCGGCAACGGGCAGCACAGGCACGGGCAGCAACAGGUAGCAACGGGCAGCACAGGCACAGGCAGCAACGGGCGGCAACAGGCAGCACAAGCACGGGCAGCAACAGGCAGCACAGGCACGGGCAGCAACGGGCGGCAACGGGCAGCACAGGCUCGGGCAGAAACAGGCAGCAAUGGGCAGCACAAGCACGGGCAGCAACGGGCGGCAACGGGCAGCACAGGCAUAGGCAGCAACAGGCAGCAGCAACGGGAGGCAACGGGCAGCACAGGCUCGGGCAGCAACAGGCGGCAACGGGCAGCACAGGCACGGGCAGCAACGGGCGGCAACGGGCAGCACAGGCACAGGCAGCAACAGGCAGCACAGGCUCGGGCAGCAACGGGCGGCAACAGGCAGCACAGGCACGGGCAGCAACAGGCGACAACGGGCAGCACAGGCACGGGCAGCAACAUGCAGCAACGGGCAGCACAGGCACAGGCAGCAACGGGCGGCAGCAGGCAGCACAGGCACGGGCAGCAACAGGCAGCACAGGCACGGGCAGCAACGGGCGGCAACGGGCAGCACAGGCUCGGGCAGCAACAGGCGGCAACGGGCAGCACAGGCACGGGCAGCAACGGGCGGCAACGGGCAGCACAGGCACAGGCAGCAACAGGCAGCAACGGGCAGCACAGGCACGGGCAGCAACAGGCAGCAACGGGCAGCACAGGCACAGGUAGCAAAGGGCGGCAACAGGCAGCACAGGCACGGGCAGGAACGGGCUGGCAACAGGCAGCACAGGCACGGGCAGCAACGGGCGGCAACGGGCAGCACAGGCACGGGCAGCAACGGGCGGCAACAGGCAGCACAGGCACGGGCAGCAACAGGCAGCACAGGCACGGGCAGCAACGAGCGGCAACAGGCAGCACAGGCAUACCGAGUCCAGGAGCGGUGGCGCAUACAGCUGUAGGGUCGGCGCCGUGGGCUGCUGCUGGGGCGGCUCGCGGGGUCCAGGGGCGGCUGCUGAGGUCCAUGGGUGGCGCUGGUGCAAGGUAG